AUGCCGUUUCCCCCUCUUUUCACCUGUGAUCGUCUCCAUUGGCGGCUGUUCGAGAGGUAUAAGAUUGUCGCCCCCUAUUCAAUCACAGGCAAUGCGUUAAUGAUGAAUAUCCUCACACUAUGCUCAUCCUUGUCCCUCCUCCUCGUGCUUGCCCUCAUCCGCACGAACCGCCUCCGGUCGACCCGUCCACUCCCACCAGGUCCUAAAGGAUUGCCAUUGAUCGGAAGUUUGCUGGAAAUCCCUUCUCGUUUACUCUUCCUCAAGCUCGUCGAGUGGUCGAACCAAUCUGGACCGCUCAUAUCUUACAAAGUUCUUGGACAAGUGAUCGUCGUCGUCAGCAGCGCAAAGGCGGCGGGCGAUAUUCUCGAUCGUUUAUCAGCCAAGACAUCAGACCGGCCUCGUUAUAUCAAAGCAGAGUACCUGACUCACAACAUGGACUUUGGGUUUGUGAAUCGAGGGGCUUUCUGGAGAACGCAGAGAAGAGCUGCACAUGAAAGUCUGAAUGUCCGUGCCGCGAAGGACUUUCAGCUUGUGCAAAAUGAAGAGAGCCGGAUGCUGGUCGAGGGUCUCCUGCUACAUCCUGAGAUUGACAUCGCCAAGCAUAUUUAUCGGCAUUCUUCCUCAGUUGCAUGGCGUGUUAUCUACGGCCACGAGGCCCUCAAGCUCGAGGUCGAUGAACCGGGAUUGCCCUCCGACAGCUUCUUCGCUCCUCUUCUUUUGGCCGCUGUUCCCGGGGGAUCAAUCGUCGAUAUCUUACCCUUCCUUCAUCCUCUCAUCUCGAGGUCCAAAUUUAUUCGCCGAUACAGCGAUGAAUGGUACGAACGCGCCAGUGCGUUUUUUGUCAAAGCGCAUGUAGCUCCACAAGUGGAGGGCAUGCCUUCUCUAAGCGCGAAGCUCAAGGAAUUGGGAGAGAAGAUUGGAAUGAGUGGAGAUGAAGACUGCGGCUGGCUGGGGGGAACACUGUACAUCGCGGCACAAGACACUACUGCGACGUCUCUCAAAUGGUUUCUCAUAGCGAUGCUUCUACAUCCUCAAGCUGCUGCUGCUGUCCGAAGACAACUGGAUCAGGUUGUGGGGAACCGAUUCCCUACUUUUGAAGAUAUGGAUAAUCUUUCCCACAUCCACGCCAUUAUCAAGGAAGUUCUCAGAUGGAGGCCGCCGACACCGACGGGUGUUCCCCACGCAGCGAGCGAAGACAUCAUGUAUGACAAAUACCUGAUACCGAAAGGCGCGAUCCUCAUCGCAAAUUCAUGGUCUAUCGGCCGCGAUCCAUCCAUGUAUCCUGACGGGGAGACGUUUGACCCCUCCCGGUUUCUAGACGAACAAGGGGAUAUCAAACCCUCCUCUCCGGAUUCGCACGACAACUAUCCGGUAUUUGGACAUGGACGCCGUAUCUGCGUAGGCAAGACCCUCGCGAUCAACACGCUCUUGAUCGCGGUCGCGCGACUGCUCUGGGCGUUCGAAUUUGAACCGGUGAGGGAUGAGCAUGGACAGCUCUUGCCCGACCCGAUGAAGUUCCGGGACAAUGGGCUCACUGUUUGGCCCGCUGAGUUCCAGAUUAGGCUCGUUCCUCGGUUUCCUGACCUUUUGGACCGUCUGGAUGUGUCUCCUGAGGAAGGCUAGUUGUGGUAGUGAU
Dacryopinax primogenitus is the source of this 1636-nucleotide messenger RNA. RefSeq names its product cytochrome P450. Bases 1 to 1623 code for a protein of 540 amino acids. Gene Ontology annotation, molecular function: heme binding; monooxygenase activity; oxidoreductase activity, acting on paired donors, with incorporation or reduction of molecular oxygen. Lineage: Eukaryota; Fungi; Basidiomycota; Dacrymycetes; Dacrymycetales; Dacrymycetaceae. The record is from RefSeq and is a predicted model, not a curated record. The transcript is spliced from 10 exons.